Messenger RNA from Mugil cephalus (flathead mullet), 1050 nucleotides. RefSeq names its product placenta-specific gene 8 protein-like. Bases 638 to 985 code for a protein of 115 amino acids. The transcript has 4 exons. NCBI's taxonomy places the organism in Eukaryota, Metazoa, Chordata, Actinopteri, Mugiliformes, Mugilidae. The record is from RefSeq and is a predicted model, not a curated record.
CUUCCAUGGAAGGAGGUGGUGCAGCUACUGCAUCACAGCGUGGUACAGUGUGGAAAACAGGAAGUCGCUCCAGUGAAGCAGCUCCAGCUCCGCUUCAUCUAGAAAAACCUAGAAAACCACGGCUAAAGCUGCUGUCGGCCAAACUUAAUGUGGAGAUGAUGAAUCCUAGUUAGAGAUGAAUGUAAUAAAACAUAUCAAUUGUAUAAGAUAGUAACAUUACCUUGGGAUGAUAGUGAGACAAAGUCUUCAUGCUCUUAACUGUUCAGCCUUCAUUAAUUAAUCAUUGUUAUUUUAUAUGGCGGAGCUUAUACCUGUAAAGGACUAUUACAUUUGAUUAUGAACAGGAAUCCACUGCACAGAUCAUUUAAUUAUUGACAGAUUUUUAUUACUAAUUUGAAGCAUCCACAUGGGAAGUUGGAUGAUCACCAGGUGACAAGAGCAGAGAAAACAAUUCAUCUCUGGUUUAUUGGGUUUUGUCUACACCCUCUAGACAAUAACAUGUUGAUUAAGGCUGUAACGAACCACUCACCUGGUCACUUUGGAUAUAAAGGCUCCUGCUGCCUCUUCUCGUGUCUUGUUCUUCAGGAGCCUCGUCCAUCAGCCGUCCAACUAUCGGAGAGAAGUUUUCAUCCCCAUCAUGGCCGUGACCAACCAACCAGUCACAUACGAACCCACUCACUUCCAGACCGGCCUGUGUUCGUGCUGGGAACACAUGAACGAAGCCGUCAAACAAGUGUGCGAACAGUGUCAAACCUGCUGCCAUGACAUGUGCUUCCUCCCCUGCCUCGGCUGCUUCAUCGCCAGAGAAUUAAAGGAGUGCUGCUGCUGUGGUCUGUCCACGGCCAUACGAAGCAUCUACAGGACCAGAUACAACAUCCGGGGGUCGCUGUGUAAAGACUUCAUUGCGACGACCUUCUGCGCGCCCUGCGCCGCCUGUCAGCUCAAGAGAGACAUCGAGCGCCGCAAGAUGCAAGGCCUCUUAUGAAAAAAAAAAAAGUGAACAAUAAAAAUGAAUGUAUUUAUGGGUCGUGAUAACGGAGGGAGGUUGUA